Kockovaella imperatae is the source of this 873-nucleotide messenger RNA. RefSeq names its product soluble NSF attachment protein. The transcript is spliced from 7 exons. Gene Ontology annotation, biological process: intracellular protein transport; SNARE complex disassembly. Lineage: Eukaryota; Fungi; Basidiomycota; Tremellomycetes; Tremellales; Cuniculitremaceae. The record is from RefSeq and is a predicted model, not a curated record. Gene Ontology annotation, cellular component: SNARE complex; vacuolar membrane. Gene Ontology annotation, molecular function: soluble NSF attachment protein activity; syntaxin binding. The coding region runs from base 1 to 873 and encodes 290 amino acids.
AUGGCACCGAGAUCAUUGGGUGAAGAGCAUCUGGCGAAAGCAGAGAAGAAAGCCUCGUCCUCUGUAGGGUGGUUCGCGAGCUCAAGUUCAAAGUGGGAGGAAGCGGGGGAUCUGUUCCAACAGGCUGCUAAUGCAUUCAAAGUCGAGAAAAGAUGGUCAGAAUCCGGAGCUGCAUUCGAGCGAGAAGCGGCCUGUCGUCAACAUGCCAAUGAAAUGAACGAUGCCAUGAAUGCAUUUCACAAUGCUGCCAAGAGCUACAAGAAGAGCGAACCCGAGGCCGCCGUUACCGCUCUUCACCAAUGUAUCAAGCUCUUAGUACAAGCUGGUAAUUUCCGCCAAGCCGCCGACAGGGAGAAAGAGAUUGCCGGGAUCUACGCUCAGGAUGGUUUGGACGUUGCCAAAGCGCGAGAUUCGUUCGUACGCGCUGGAGACUGGUACAAGCAAGAAGAUGCGAAUGCUACUGCCAAUCAAUGUUAUCAACAGGCCGCAGAGCUCUCUGCUGGACUACAAGACUAUCAGCGAUCCAUGGAACUUUACCAGAUCGUGGCAGAUUGGUCUCUGACCAGUCCGUUGACGAAAUAUUCCGUUAAAGAGUACUGGCUCAGAGCAGCUUUGUGCUCCAUGGCCACAGGUGACCUCGUAACCACCCAGCGUCUAUUCGAUACCUUUGCGAAAAAGGACGUCACGUUCCCAUCCACUCGAGAAGCCAAAUUCGCGCAUGAACUCAUGCAGGCAUGCGAGGAGGGCGAUGUCGAACGAUUCAUGGCUCAAGUGUAUCAAUACGACCAAGUCACAAAGCUGGAUAAUUGGAAAACUGAGAUCUUGUUGAUGAUUAGAAAGGCUCUGGAGCAGGAGGAGGGUGGAUUAACCUAG